Molecule: messenger RNA, 855 nt
Organism: Nannizzia gypsea CBS 118893
Lineage: Eukaryota; Fungi; Ascomycota; Eurotiomycetes; Onygenales; Arthrodermataceae
Exons: 2
Coding region: 1-855 (284 amino acids)
Source: RefSeq, a predicted model, not a curated record
AUGCAGUUCCCUUUUUUCUUUGCGUUGGCUAUGGCCAUCCUUAGUUCGGUAUCUACCGGACAACUACUACCACCAUCGAUUGUUCCUGUAAUUCAGCCUUGCCCAACAGGAGCCGCAACCCAUCUUGUUUCCGGCUCUUUUAGCCUGGAGCCUAUGCCGACUGAAACAGCAUAUCCAGCCUCUGGUAGUGGUGAUGGUGAUGAUGAUGAGGGUGAUGAAGAUGGAGACGAUGAGGAUGGUGAGGAAUCUCCGGUGAUUACGGGUUCGCCAGAGAUGCCAGGGGGCGAUGAGCCGAAGACCCUGGACCCGGAGCCAACCGCGACCCCGGAGUCUAGCAUGAUGUCGGCACCCAUCAUGGUACAUGCUGCUACUCAGGGAACAAGCUCUGUACCAGACCCAUCAAGCCUAACUGAGGGUUCAAUUCCGAAUCCAACCUCUUUCACUCGACUGAUUCCCGAACCCAGUACGAUGUCUGCAUCCAUUAUGAUACCCAGUGGUUCUCAUGGAACGAGCUCUGUACCAGACCCUUCGAGUCUCACUGAGCUUUUAACUCUGGAUCCAACCUCUUUCACUCGGCUGAUUCCUGAACCUAGCACGAUGUCGGCAUCUAUCAUGGCUCCUAGGGCUACUGAGGCCUUUGCCAGGCGAAGGAGACAGGCAAGGCAAGCUGGUUAUUCCAUGACUACAUCCAGGAUAUCAAUCCCGGACCCAACUUCACUGACACAGAUGCUCCCGGAAUCCAGCAUGCCAGCAAUGACUCUAGUAACCAUGAGGCGACAAUGUAAGAGCAAUACAAACGGCGCUUCCAGCCCUGCGGGGGUAUAUCCUUCUCCCUCAGCCUUCGUUGUUGCUUAG